Molecule: messenger RNA, 3367 nt
Organism: Cuscuta campestris
Lineage: Eukaryota; Viridiplantae; Streptophyta; Magnoliopsida; Solanales; Convolvulaceae
Source: the annotation of a GenBank genome assembly
CCCUUUUUUGUCAAUUCAACUAGCAAUUCGUCCAUUGAAUCUUACAUCAUUUCUUCACUUGUGAAUUCCAAUUCUCCCUCUCUCUCUCUCUCUCCGACUCUCCCACAGAUUGAUUGUACAGAUAUAUAAUCUUAGGGGGUUGGAGAGGGAAACUAGGAGUUUGUUGUGAUGGCUCCGGCGAUGAGGGACGUGCAGCUGACGACGGCGAACAGGAACUCGUCGGAGGCUGCCGGAGAAGAUGAGUUGGAGGAGGUUAGGCUGUUGGAUUCCUAUGAGGAGGAGAGCUCCGGCGAGGGUUUGAGGAGAAUUCAGGUUAGAGUCACGGGGAUGACAUGCGCGGCCUGUUCCACAUCCGUUGAAGCAGCUCUCGCGGCCGUACACGGCGUCGUUAAGGCCUCCGUCGCUCUGCUUCAGAACAAAGCGGACGUCGUCUUCGAUCCUAACCUGGUCAAGGAUGAAGACAUUGCUAAUGCUAUAGAAGAUGCAGGAUUUGAGGCUGAGAUUAUAACUCAGCCUAUGACAUCUCAAAAGAAUGCACAUGGACAUGUUUCAGGGCAGUUUACAAUAGGUGGCAUGACCUGUGCAGCUUGUGUAAAUUCUGUUGAAGGUAUAUUAAGGGAUAUCCCAGGUGUGAGAAAAGCUGUUGUUGCAUUGGCUACCUCAUUGGGAGAGGUUGAGUAUGAUCCUGUCAUAGUCAGUAAGGAUGACAUUAUUAAUGCAAUUGAAGAUGCUGGUUUUGAGGCUGCGUUUGUACAGAGCAGCGAACAGGACAAAGUCACACUAGGGGUUGUUGGAGUAUCUACUAAGAUGGAUACACAGUUGUUAGAAGCUAUUCUUUCCAAGUUGCAUGGUGUGAAACACUUUUAUUUUGAUUACACAUCAAGAGAGCUGGAAGUUGUCUUUGACCCUGAGAUUCUUGGUCCAAGAUCCUUAGUUGAUGGCAUUGAGUCGGGGAGUAGUGAAAAGUUUAAGUUUAUAUGCAAGCAUCCCCACACAAGAAUGGCUUCCAGAAAUAUGGAAGAGUCCUCCUAUAUGUUCCAACUCUUCACUGCAAGCUUAUUUCUCAGUGUUCCAGUACUUCUAAUGCGAGUAGUCUGCCCCCACAUUCCUUUGAUCUAUGCAUUACUACUUCGCCGUUGUGGUCCUUUCCAAAUCGGUGAUUGGCUGAAGUGGGCCUUGGUCACUGUUGUUCAAUUUGUUAUUGGGAAGCGUUUCUAUGUUGCUGCUGGAAGAGCACUACGAAAUGGUUCCACAAACAUGGACGUCCUUGUAGCACUAGGAACUACAUCUUCAUAUUUGUACUCUAUAUGUGCACUUCUCUAUGGUGCAAUUACAGGCUUUUGGUCUCCAACUUACUUUGAAACAAGUGCUAUGUUAAUCACAUUUGUCCUUUUGGGGAAGUAUUUGGAGAUUCUUGCUAAAGGAAAGACAUCAGAUGCGAUUAAAAAGCUUGUAGAACUUGCCCCUGCUACAGCUAUAUUGCUUAUCAAAGACAGAGGAGGAAAAAUUGUAGGGGAACGAGAAUUGGAUGCUUUGUUAAUUCAACCCGGUGAUAUAUUGAAAGUACUACCUGGUACAAAAGUUCCUGUUGAUGGUAUCGUUGUAUGGGGGUCCAGUUAUGUAAAUGAGAGUAUGGUUACUGGUGAAUCUGCUCCUGUUCUAAAGGAGGUCAAUUCCUUUGUUAUUGGAGGUACAAUAAAUUUUCAUGGUUCACUUCACGUACAGGCCACCAAAGUGGGCUCCAACACUGUUUUGAGUCAGAUUAUAUCUCUUGUUGAGACUGCACAGAUGUCUAAAGCACCUAUUCAGAAAUUUGCUGACUAUAUAGCAAGUGUUUUUGUUCCUGCUGUUGUUACUAUGUCAGUGUUAACAUUCUUUGGAUGGUACAUUGCUGGGCUCGCCGGAGCUUAUCCAGAGGAAUGGCUACCUGAAAAUGGAAAUAAAUUUGUUUUUGCACUCAUGUUUUCAAUAUCAGUUGUGGUAAUUGCAUGCCCAUGUGCACUUGGUUUGGCUACCCCCACUGCAGUUAUGGUUGCAACUGGGGUUGGUGCCAAUAAUGGUGUGUUGAUAAAAGGAGGUGAUGCAUUGGAGACGACACAGAAGAUUAAAUAUGUAAUAUUCGAUAAAACAGGCACAUUAACGCAGGGUAAAGCUACAGUUACAACUGCAAAAGUUUUUGCAGAAAUGGAUCGUGGGGAAUUCCUUACAUUGGUGGCUUCUGCAGAGGCUAACAGUGAACACCCAUUGGCUAAAGCCAUACUGGAGUAUGCUCGCCAUUUCCAUUUCUUUGGUGAUACUUUGACUACGAAGGAGGAGCAAACUUGUGGAGCAUCCAAACUCUCAGGAUGUCUUCAUGAUGCCUCAGAUUUCUCUGCUUUACCAGGAAGAGGUGUUCAGUGCUACAUUGAUGGCAAACGAAUAUUGGUUGGUAAUAGAAAGAUACUGAUUGAAAGUGGGAUCGGGAUACCUAAAGAUGUCGAAAAUUUUAUCAUGGAGUUGGAAGAAAGUUCAAAGACUGGGAUUCUCGUGGCCCGCGAUAGUGUUGUUAUAGGUGCUCUUGGUAUAGCAGACCCUUUAAAGAGAGAAGCUGCCGUUGUUGUAGAGGGUCUCAUGAAAAUGGGUGUCAUUCCUGUCAUGGUCACCGGCGAUAAUUGGACAACUGCUCGGGCUGUUGCUAAGGAGGUUGGCAUUGAAGACGUGAGAGCAGAGGUAAUGCCAGCAAGAAAAGCCGACGUCGUCCGCUCAUUUCAGAAAGGAGGGAACGUGGUUGCAAUGGUGGGCGAUGGCAUCAACGACUCUCCCGCACUUGCCGCCGCAGAUGUCGGCAUGGCGAUCGGCGCGGGGACCGACAUCGCAAUCGAAGCUGCCGACUACGUGCUGAUGCGCAGCAACUUGGAAGACGUCAUCACCGCGAUCGACCUCUCCCGUAAGACUUUUGCUCGCAUCAGACUGAACUACGUGUUCGCCAUGGCCUACAACAUGGUUGCCAUCCCAGUCGCGGCAGGUGCGUUCUUUCCUAUUGUGAGAGUGGAGUUGCCGCCUUGGGUGGCCGGCGCGUGCAUGGCCAUGUCCUCCGUUAGCGUCGUCUGCUCUUCCCUACUUCUAAAGAGAUACAAGAAACCUCGUCUUACCACAUUACUAGAAAUCACAGUGGAGUAGAAGAAAAGAAAUUGUGGUUUAAAAUGAAUUGACACUAAAAGAAUGCGUGUCCUAAUUUUUUUGUGUGUAUCUGUGAUUCGUUCCUUCUUUCAUAUAAAAACCAGUCGGUUGUUGUAUAAUUGACAUUGCUAAUCUAAAUGUAAAUGCUUUGUUUGUUCUUAUGCUGGUGUCACUAGGGGGGGGGGGUGGGUGUCACUAGGUGGGGGUA